Molecule: messenger RNA, 921 nt
Organism: Arxiozyma heterogenica
Lineage: Eukaryota; Fungi; Ascomycota; Saccharomycetes; Saccharomycetales; Saccharomycetaceae
Gene: VPS45
Product: Vps45p
Exons: 1
Coding region: 1-921 (306 amino acids)
Biological process (GO): vesicle-mediated transport; intracellular protein transport
Cellular component (GO): Golgi membrane
Source: RefSeq, a predicted model, not a curated record
AUGGAUCUAUUUAAAAUAGGUGAUUACUAUGUAGACAGAAUUGUUAAUUCACAGAGCAAGAACAGUGGAUUAAAUAAAAAUAUUCUCGGGAAAAUCACUCAAUGGAAUCAAGACCGGAUUAAGUUGUUGCUUUUAGAUAAAAAUACCACUUCUACUAUAUCAAUGUGCGCAACACAAACUGAAUUAUUAGAACACGAAAUAUAUAUUGUUGACACGAUAGAAAAUAUGGAAAGAGAUGUAAUGAGACAUCUAAAAUGUCUCGUAUAUGUGAAACCUACCGAGGAAUCUAUUGAGUGUUUGAUAAGAGAACUGUCCAAUCCCAAAUAUGGAGAAUAUCAUCUUUUUUUUAGUAAUAAAAUUGCUAAGGAUUAUUUAGAAAGAUUAGCAGAAGCAGAUGACAUGGAAUCAGUGGUAAAGGUGGAAGAAAUUUUUCAAGAUUAUCAAAUUGUUAAUCAACAUCUGUUCACUUUGGAUCUUAAUCCUAAUAGAAUUUUACUUGAAAACGGUUUGAUUUGGGAUGAAUUUUAUCUGAAAGAAUGCACAAAUAAUCUAAUUUCUUUAUUAUUAUCCCUAAAGAUUCGACCAAACAUAAUUAGAUAUGAUAGUUCGAGUAAAACGACUUUAGUGUUAGCUAAAUCCAUUGAAAACGAGAUUAAAAAAGAUACCCAGCAAUUAUUUGAUUUUCCCUAUGAUCCCUCUACACCUUCUUCGCUUAUCAUACUAGACAGAUAUGAUGACCCUGUAACACCAUUAUUACAACCUUGGACAUAUCAAUCUAUGAUACAUGAAUAUAUUGGUAUCAAACACAAUAUGGUGGAUCUUUCUCACCUACCAAAUAUAGAUAAAGACCUAGAAAAAGUGACACUAUCAUCAAAACAAGACUCUUUUUUUCCGAGAAACCAUGUAUUUAAAUUUUGGUGA